Molecule: messenger RNA, 1497 nt
Organism: Lecanosticta acicola
Lineage: Eukaryota; Fungi; Ascomycota; Dothideomycetes; Mycosphaerellales; Mycosphaerellaceae
Source: the annotation of a GenBank genome assembly
AUGAAGCUUUACUCGAUCUCAGCACUUGCCUCCUUUGCCGGGUUGGCAGCAGCUCUCACGCCCGACCAAUGGCGAUCGCAAUCCGUCUAUCAGGUCAUGACAGACCGGUUCGCACGAACAGAUGGCUCCACUUCAGCCUCUUGCAACCCGGCGAACUAUUGUGGAGGAACCUGGCAGGGAUUGAUCAACAAACUUGACUACAUCCAGAACAUGGGCUUCACCGCGAUCUGGAUAUCUCCAGUCGUCAAGAACAUCAACGAUUCUACAUCCUAUGGACAAGCAUACCAUGGCUACUGGCCGCAGGACAUCUACAGUGUCAACACAAACUUCGGUGCUGCCACAGAUCUCGUCUCCCUUUCGAAUGCAUUGCACAAGCGAGGGAUGUAUCUGAUGGUUGACGUAGUCACCAAUCACUUCGCACAGGCCACGUCUCGUGCCAAUGUUGCUUACUCGACGGCUUUUGGUGCGCCAUUCAACAACGCCUCCAUGUACCAUACGCCUUGCGACAUCAACUACAACAACCAGACGAGUGUAGAACAGUGCUGGCAAGGAGACAACACCGUGGCUCUUGCAGAUGUCAGAACGGAGGACUCCCAUGUGUCGAGCCUCUGGAAUACUUGGAUCGCCCAGCUGGUCAAGAACUAUACCAUCGAUGGAAUUCGUCUCGACAGUGCCAAGCACGUGAACGGCGCAUCUGUCACUUCUCUACAGUCUGCAGCAGGCGGAAUGCACUUCCUUGGCGAAGUCUACCACAGUGACCCGAACUACGUCUGCCCGUAUCAGAACAACAUGACGGGCAUGCUGAACUAUCCGACAUUCUACUAUAUUACACAGGCCUUCCAAGCUACUAACGGGAGCAUCAGCAACCUCGUCAACGGCAUCAACACGAUGAAAUCGACCUGCAAGGACACAAACCUUCUCGGCUCUUUCCUCGAGAAUCAGGAUCAACCACGCUUUCCUAGCCUUACGUCCGAUCAAUCUCUGAUCAAGAACGCUGUUGGUUUCGCUUUGAUGGCAGAUGGUAUCCCAAUCCUAUACCAAGGCCAGGAACAGAAGUUCUACGGCGGCUCAGUGCCAUACAACCGCGAAGCUCUAUGGACUUCCGGAUACGCCACGGGCAGUUCCAGUCUGUACAGCUACAUCACUGUCCUCAAUAAGGUCCGCACCUGGGCCAUCAAGCAAGACAAUCGAUACGUCACAUACAAGGCUUGGCCAAUCUACAACGACACCCAGACCAUCAUCAUGCGCAAGGGCAUGCCCAGCAACCAGGUCAUCGGCGUGUACACCAACCGAGGUGCUUCUGCGAACACUGCCACGAUCACUCUUGGUGCUACCAAUUCCGGCUUCACCGCGAACCAGAACGUCAUGGACGUUGUUGCUUGCAAGUCUUACACGACCGAUUCAAAGGGCAACCUCGGAGUGACCAUCACCGCCGGCCUUCCUCAAGUCUUCUACCCUCAAUCGUCACUGAGCAAGAGCGGCAUCUGCAACCAGUAA